AUGUUGGGAAGAAGAUGGAUAGUAUUAUUAUCUUUAACAGGACUAGUUCUUCUUGCUUAUAUUCUAUGGUUUUAUGGAAAACUAAUAAAAAGCACAGGGGAUAGGUCAAAAAUCUAUUUGUCGUUUGCAAAAGGCAAAAACAAGAAUCUCGAUGGCAAUGAAAUGUCGAAUAUUAAAAGAAAGCUACUUACUUCUGUAUCAAAGAAUUCUAAAAUUCAUCUGAAGGGCAAGGUUCCAAAAGAUCUUGAAUUUGACAUUUCUAAGACUAGAGAUUAUGGAAACAAUGGAUAUAUAAAGAUUAUCAGUGAUACAUACAUUCAGGUACCUGGAUUUAAAGGUUUCACUCAUGUUUUAAAGAAUAAAUCAAAGGUUUCAAAAUAUUUGUUCCAAGAUCUUGAACAGCAAGGUUUACCAACUGAUCAACAGUUUGAUGCAUUUUUGAUAUUCUUCAAGGAAUCUAAUUUGGAUCAACUGCCAUUUAUAGUUUGUCCUAUUACUUCAAUUGAUAAUAUGACAUAUGAAUGUUAUCUUAGAGAUCCCAGUGACCAUUGGUUUAAAAAUGAUUCCUUAUCUGAAAUUGAAAUAACCGAUCCUAAAUUUGGUGAAAAAGCAUCCAAAAUUGUUUAUAAUCAUUAUGGGCUAGAUGGCUCUUCUAAUUCUGAUAUGGAGCCCACCAAUGAGGAUGAGGAAGAUUUAAUUGACAUAGAAGACACUUUAUCCAUUAGUUCAGUUCCUGAAGAUUCUGACACUUCUGAAAAUUUUGAAUUUGACAUUUCUAAAACCGAUGGAAAUGAUGGGUCCACUAGAAUUAUAGAAGGUACAUACAUUCAGGUACCUGGAUUUAAAGGUUUCACUCAUGUUUUAAAGAAUAAAUCAAAGGUUUCAAAAUAUUUGUUCCAAGAUCUUGAACAGCAAGGUUUACCAACUGAUCAACAGUUUGAUGCAUUUUUGAUAUUCUUCAAGGAAUCUAAUUUGGAUCAACUGCCAUUUAUAGUUUGUCCUAUUACUUCAAUUGAUAAUAUGACAUAUGAAUGUUAUCUUAGAGAUCCCAGUGACCAUUGGUUUAAAAAUGAUUCCUUAUCUGAAAUUGAAAUAACAGAUCCUAAAUUUGGUGAAAAAGCAUCCAAAAUUGUUUAUAAUCAUUAUGGGCUAGAUGGCUCUUCUAAUUCUGAUAUGGAGCCCACCAAUGAGGAUGAGGAAGAUUUAAUUGACAUAGAAGACACUUUAUCCAUUAGUUCAGUUCCUGAAGAUUCUGACACUUCUGAAAAUUUUGAAUUUGACAUUUCUAAAACCGAUGGAAAUGAUGGGUCCACUAGAAUUAUAGAAGGUACAUACAUUCAGGUACCUGGAUUUAAAGGUUUCACUCAUGUUUUAAAGAAUAAAUCAAAGGUUUCAAAAUAUUUGUUCCAAGAUCUUGAACAGCAAGGUUUACCAACUGAUCAACAGUUUGAUGCAUUUUUGAUAUUCUUCAAGGAAUCUAAUUUGGAUCAACUGCCAUUUAUAGUUUGUCCUAUUACUUCAAUUGAUAAUAUGACAUAUGAAUGUUAUCUUAGAGAUCCCAGUGACCAUUGGUUUAAAAAUGAUUCCUUAUCUGAAAUUGAAAUAACAGAUCCUAAAUUUGGUGAAAAAGCAUCCAAAAUUGUUCGCCAGCACUAUGAAAUUUAA
Messenger RNA from Theileria annulata, 1665 nucleotides. RefSeq lists its product as uncharacterized. The coding region runs from base 1 to 1665 and encodes 554 amino acids. The transcript has a single exon. The record is from RefSeq and is a predicted model, not a curated record. Lineage: Eukaryota; Apicomplexa; Aconoidasida; Piroplasmida; Theileriidae.